GAUAUGAAGAGCUUGGGAUUACAAUUGCAUUAAUCUCUAUGGCUGCCACGUGUUGCAACAUCACCCAUGCUUCUGGUUUCAAGAAACUCAGCGAGUACAUUCAGGUGCAAAGCUACUUCAAAAGGUGUCAUUAUGGCUCCAAAAGAUCAACGUGUAGUGUUGGAAAGGUCUUUCAUAGGAGAUAUAGAGGAAGGUUGCAAGUUAAAAGAUUAAAUCAAUAUCAACAUGUGUGUUGUGCAAGAGAAGCAGAGUUACCCAUUUCUUCUAUGAUUGAAGAGGAAACUCAGGAGGAUAUUUCAAUAGAAACAUUGAUUUGGAGAGCCAUCAAGUUGCCAAUUUACUCUGUUGCUUUAAUUCCUCUCACUGUUGGCAGUGCAGCAGCUUAUUUGCAGUCAGGGAUCUUCUCAGCUAGAUUUUAUUUUGUUCUCUUGGCUUCUUCAGUUCUUGUCAUUACCUGGCUCAAUUUAAGCAAUGAUGUUUAUGAUUUUGACACUGGAGUUGACAAGAACAAAAAGGAAUCAGUUGUAAACCUGGUUGGCAGCCGUACAGGAACCUUCAUUGCUGCUUACUUAUGCCUUGCUCUUGGCUUUUUUGGGCUGACUUGGACUGCUGUUGUGGCAAGAAACAUGCGUUCAAUAUUGUUUCUUGUUUCUGCAAUUAUUUGUGGAUAUAUAUAUCAGUGUCCACCAUUUCGGCUAAGUUACCAGGGGCUGGGAGAGCCCUUGUGCUUUGCAGCAUUUGGUCCUUUUGCCACUAGUGCUUUUUAUUUAUUACAAGGCAGUGCAAGUGUGAUGGACCAUUUCUCCUUAAGUGGAACAGUUCUUUCAGCAUCAAUUCUUGUUGGCUUCACAACAUCUCUUAUUCUGUUUUGCAGUCAUUUCCAUCAGGUGGAAGGAGACAAGGAAGUUGGGAAACUGUCACCUUUGGUUAGACUUGGCACUACAAAAGGUGCAGAGGUAGUGAAAGUGGCAGUAUUUAUGCUCUAUGCUAUUUUGGUUGCUUUUGGUCUUAGCAAGGCACUACCUCUCACUUGUAUAUUCCUUUGUACAUUGACCUUGCCGAUGGGAAACCUGGUAGUCAGAUUUGUCGAAGACAAUCACAAGGACAAGAACAAGAUUUUCAUGGCUAAGUACUACUGCGUGAGGUUGCAUGCUUUGUUUGGAGUUGCACUGGCUUUAGGACUAGUAAUGGCUAGAAUGGCUAAUACAACAUUUACGUCAAGGGCAAUAUUCAGCUGAAGAUUUUGCUUGUGGAAAAAGGAAGUUAUGUGCAUUGAGGGAUUUGCUCAAGAGCAUCAAGUCAUCAAGAAUGCAAGUCAGUGUGGUGCUAGAACAAUAUGUUUUGGGUCAUGAACACUCUUUAUGCAAAGAGUUUGAAACAAUUUUCAUUCUCUUCCCCUUCCUGUGCCCAAAUAAGCUUGAAGAAACCAUAUGACACUGAUACCAAUCAGGAGUUUUGUGCAGCAGAUUUACCUCGUUAAUCAGAACAGGUCAGAGAUGGUUCCACUACCUAUGUGCCUCAUUUAAGCUUCCACUGACAGCCCUUAGUUGAUUAGCAGCACUGCAAAAUUUGCUGCUUGAAAUUUUUCUUUGAAAUAAGGCCACUUCUUUUAUAUUUGCCAAGAAACUUUAGAAAUUGCUAUUAAAUUGGAUUUACCAUAUAAUAUUUUGGUGUAACCGUAAGUUCCUGAAUGAAAAAGAAAAUGGUAGCCCUCCUCGGCAAGGAGUUAUAGAGCACGAUGUUCUUAUCUUUGAAUUAAACGAACUCUUGUCAUAGCUAAUGUAUGGUAAGUAUUGUAAAAAGUUAGACUUAGACAUGCAUAUUUUUUCAAGGAAUGACUCAGAAAAGAAAGAAGUGCGUUAUAGACUACCGAAC
Molecule: messenger RNA, 1875 nt
Organism: Abrus precatorius (Indian licorice)
Lineage: Eukaryota; Viridiplantae; Streptophyta; Magnoliopsida; Fabales; Fabaceae
Product: 2-carboxy-1,4-naphthoquinone phytyltransferase, chloroplastic
Exons: 11
Coding region: 39-1238 (399 amino acids)
Biological process (GO): phylloquinone biosynthetic process
Cellular component (GO): membrane
Molecular function (GO): prenyltransferase activity
Source: RefSeq, a predicted model, not a curated record